Molecule: messenger RNA, 1971 nt
Organism: Ornithodoros turicata
Lineage: Eukaryota; Metazoa; Arthropoda; Arachnida; Ixodida; Argasidae
Gene: Task6
Product: two pore potassium channel protein sup-9-like
Exons: 5
Coding region: 220-1299 (359 amino acids)
Biological process (GO): stabilization of membrane potential; potassium ion transmembrane transport
Cellular component (GO): plasma membrane
Molecular function (GO): outward rectifier potassium channel activity; potassium ion leak channel activity
Source: RefSeq, a predicted model, not a curated record
CCCCCAUCCAUCCCUUUUCAUCCUCUCCUCCUCCCUAUUUCUCUCUCUCCCUCCACCCAUGCGUGAGCAACGGAGCAGCCGGCGGCCCCGUCCAGCAUCCCUUCGAACGACGCUGUAGGGUUAACGCGUCGCGGGAUGCUAGCGUGGCGGUUCAGCGUCGUGGCCGGCGGCGUCAGCUAACCGCCGCGAGCAUGAUUUGGCCACCGUAGCCGGUGAGAGAUGAAGAGACAGAACGUACGCACCUUAUCUCUUAUCGUCUGUACGUUCACCUAUCUGCUCGUGGGCGCCGCCAUAUUCGACGCCCUCGAAUCCGACCACGAAGGCAAACAACGCAAGUCGCUCACCUACAUUGAAGACAUGCUCGUCGACAAGUACAACAUCAGCGUGGAUGAUCGGAAAAUCUGGCAGACGGUCGUUAUCAAGAUGGUUCCUCAUCGAGCCGGUACGCAGUGGAAAUUCACGGGGGCUUUCUACUUUGCCACCACUGUGCUAACGACUAUAGGGUAUGGCCACUCGACUCCCGCGACAUGGGGUGGCAAGACCUUCUGCAUGUUCUAUGCACUGGUCGGGAUCCCUUUAGGACUCGUCAUGUUCCAGAGCAUCGGCGAACGGCUCAACACUUUUGUCGGCUACCUCCUCAAGCACGGAAAACGCUGUCUGCGCAUGCGCAACACGGACGUCUCGGAGACCAAUCUCGUCUGCCUGGUAUCCAUCUUGUCCACCGUCGUCAUGACGACCGGCGCCGCCGCCUUCUCCGCCUACGAAGGUUGGGACUACUUCGACUCCUUCUACUACUGCUUCAUAACCCUUACGACCAUCGGCUUUGGCGACUACGUAGCCCUCCAGAAGGAGGGCGCUCUGAAGCAGAAGCCAGAAUAUGUGGCGUUUAGUCUUGUCUUCAUCCUGUUUGGCCUCUCCGUCGUUUCUGCAGCUAUGAACCUCUUGGUGUUGAGAUUUCUCACCAUGAACACUGAGGACGAGCGGAGGGACGAGGCGGAGGCCCAGUGCGCUGCUCAAGAGGCGGUCAGACUCGAAGGUGACGUCAUCACGGCCAACGGGUCGCUCAUCUCGGGUCACGGUGGCGGGGAACACUCGGACAAUGACGACGUCACGUCGGUGUGUUCGUGUACAUGUUAUGCUCACAGGCCAAGGAGGGCGUCCGCAGCGCAUCAGGGGAACGGAGCGCACAGGUACACCAUGCGGUACUCGGCGUCUCCGGUGGAGAUGUCCUCCUCGCCGUCGCACGACGACGUCCUUGUGCCUUUAGACGCUCUCAGGACUAAGCGUCUGUCCGUCUGACAAAAGGGGGAGUCGUCAGGGCGUCUGUCGGUGUGAACACACCACAGGAAUCACUGGUGGGAAAGAUGAGGAUCGACAAUGACAAGCACAGCCCAACGAGGAUGUCUUGAAAGGUUGUGAUCUUGUGUGAACGACCUCUUCUCCUGCCGCCGCCCAUGACGCUCCCCAAUCGACAGUGCAUCGACAUCGCCUGUACAGUGUUGCCAGAGCACACAUCUGUCUGCUCUCAAUCCGAAACCGGAACAAGGUGGUACUGCCUCCAGUACUCAUAACGAAGAGUAGAGUGCUAUGCGGUACAGCGAUCCAUGACACCCAGUGCGCUUGGACAUAUUAACUUAACUUCGUGGCAAAGACUGGAAGUCUAGUGCAAAAUACUCGUCUGCUUUGUGACGAGCGAACAGUUUUGUAAAAUAGUUUUGACAUGAUGUGCAUGAUGUUUUUUUGUAACUCGAUUUUGCUUCAUCUUAGCUCGGAGGCGUUUUGCCUCAUCUUUGUUCUCUCGAAACGAGGGGAGUGUACCUUUCAGAUAUUUACAUUUCUUCCGAAUCACCUCAUUGGACGCCAUCUCAUCUGUGCCAAACACCGGGGCAGACGAAACUACAGGAGAAGAAUACUGGUCAUAACACUUUGUUCAUCAUUCAAUGUCAGAACAUAAAUUUUCAGUGAAUCUUC